CGCGGCAAUUGUUACAUUGAAUGUUUCUGUAGUAUCAUUGGAAAUAUUUGAUUUCAAUGUUUUGUGUGUGGUACUCGUAUCUAUUUUUAAAUGAAGAGAAAGGUUGACCGCUGAUUUAGAAGGUAAAAGCGUUAACGGUGCUUCUGACUGGCUAAAUGUCUUUAAUAUCUGUGUUCCUGAAACCUGUUUCUCAGAAAAGCUUGUCAGCGUUGCUUCUAGGAAGCAAAGAUGUGAAAACUUUCUAUUGAACGGUUGGACUAUAACAUAAAAGAUGUAUAAAUAGAAGAAAGUUAAAUAAGAAUAGUAGCGCGCGAAAGAAACUUCUAUUUAAUGGCUUUUUUUUCUGAUCAUAUGGAGAGAUAUGGUAAUACUUUUUAAAACUUGUGUCUAACAAUAUCAGAUCAAUAAUGCACUGUCGGUUACUAGUACAUUCAGUAACUAUAAACACCAAAUUUAUAUUAAAAUUUGAUCAACUACAAUUUCACCCCAAAAGUUUACAGCUACUGACAAAUCCUCUGAAAACCACAAAAAUCCUCGUAUAUAAGCUUUAUAUUUCAAACUUCCUUAGGACUCGUUCGUUUUCGGAAAACUCGCAGUUUCCGUGAUAAAGAUGUAUACAAAGUAAAGAGUAGUUAGAAGGAAGUGUCGGAAUAUUAUUGUCCAAUGUCUCUUAUUCGAAUAAGAAACGAUAUCACUGUGAUACGAACAUGAGUUAUGAGUCAAGAUUUACGUGGUCUCAAAAUCAGAAGAUCUGAGAUCGUUGAUCCUUCUGUUAUGUGUAAGAUGUUUGAGCGUUCAAUUUCUAAUUUUUUGUUCUUUGGUCUAUACUCCGUUUGUAAAUAAAUAAUUUGGUUUCAUGUGUAUUUUUUUGCUUACUGUUUAUUAUUUUGUUCAUCAUACUUCGGUUUUAGACAAAUUUAACUACAAUACCAAAAAAUGGGUGACAAAAGUAGUAAAUUGCCAAAUUCAAAUUCAGCUGAACUUACACAAAAACAACUUAAUCUAUUAAGAACAAAUACAAAAUAUACAGAAAAAGGUAGUUGAUAUGAAAUGUGUCAUCGAAAGUUAAAAAGAACAUUAUAAACUUUAAAAGUUUUCCUUUGUCUCUAACGUUAACGUAAUACAAUAUUUUUCUCUAUUUGAGCUUCCUAGCCAUCAGUAAAUAGAGAUUAUAGCUUUAAGUAGGAUAACUUCUACUACAGUCAAAAUAUUGAUUCGAUUAUAUGAGACAGGUUCAAAGAUAUGAGUCAUUUGCAACUUUAUUGUAAAAUUGGUGAAAAAUAAUAAAAAUGACUUUAAACAAAAUUUGAUUAGCACAUCUUGUUCUCCGUUGUUUCCUGAGUCUAGAACCCAAAUUUCCCGACUACCACACACUACUUAGGUAUGUUCUAGAGCCUUGCAAAUUGCACCACUUGUACAACUUUUGACACUCUUUCGUGUGGGUCAACGCUGUUGCAGUCAGGCAAAUCCUUGUAAAACAGCGGAUGUCAAAAGUUGGAAAAUCUCGAUCUACAAAGUGAAUGUAAAACUCUGUUUUCCAUUUUUUCGCCCGGUAAGAAAGACAUUUAACAAAGCAUUUUUACUCAGUUAGAUGCAGCCGCCCUUGCUCUUUCUUAUGGACAUCUUACAUUUCCAAAAAAAACGUUUUCUCAAGUGCCCAGUUUUAUUUUGAUCUCGAUCUACAAGUUAUCUGUAAACAAUUUUCGCCAUAGACGAGCAUAAACAAAAGAACAAAACAAACCUGAAGGCACACAGUUUGAUAGAGCAUUAAAUGCUUUACAAAACGUACUAUUUGCUUUUUGCUUUUCGUUCCUUCUUUUGUUAGAAAAACUUACUUUUCUCUCAAUAACUCAUCUAAAAAACACGUUUUUUUCGACUUUUGCUGGGUUUAUCUCGGUGAGUUGUUGAGAUAUCGAGCUUAGAUUUUCUGUGGUAGUGAAGCAAGCAAACAGCGAUAAAACAAAAAAAAGAAUUUCGAAAUCCGUUUUCAGAAACCGGAGUAAUUUUAAAAAUACGACAAAAACUCAAUUGUACAAUAAAGUUGCAAAUGACUCAUAUACACGAUAGCUGUUUGUUCAGCCAUGGUCGUACUCUACUAUGCAAGGUAGGGUAGAAGCAGGACACCCUACGCUAGAGAUGUGCACGGGUACCAUUUUCGUACCCGUACCCGACUUAUACCUGAAAAUUUUCCCCAAACUUUUGUUUUUCGGCUGAAGAUGUCAAAUUAUCAUUACGUUCUCAAGUAAUUAUUUUUUAAACCUUCAUGUAUUUUAGCUAAACUCCAGUAUUUUUUCACUAAAAUUUUGUGGGUUUUCUACUAAAACCUUCCGGUUUUCGGGUAAAUUAAAGAAAAAUAGAACCCGUACCCGACAACUCACCCAACCUUUGAGUCGGUACGGGUUGCAUAUCUCUACCCUACGCACACCUCUAGACAGGUUACUGUUUGAAGCCUGACAUUUAUUUCUGAGUAUUUCGUUUUAGAAAUUAUUGAUUGGCAUACAAAAUUUAUUCAUGAUUAUCCGUCUGGUAAAUUGAAUAAAAAAAUGUUUGUCGAUGUGUACCAACAAUUUUAUCCUAAUGGAAAAGCGGACACAUUUUGCAAACAUGCUUUUCAAAUAUAUGAUACUGAUCAUAAUGGUACGAUUGACUUUAACGAAUUUUUAUUUGCAGUUGCUGUAAGCAAUCAAGGUGAUGUUAAUAAUAGAUUAGCCGUGGCAUUUGAUAUGUUAGAUGUUUCAGAUGAUGGUCAAAUUGAUGCUAAAGAAUUAUCAAAUAUGAUCUCAGCUAUGUAUGAUUUAACAGGCGAAAAAAAUCGUAAAGGUGAUAUGGAUCCUAAAAAACGUGCUCAAGAAAUUAUUAAAGAAUUAGAUAUUGGUAAUGAUAAAAAAAUCUCUAAAGCCGAAUUUAUUGCUGGUUGUAAACAAGAUCCAGUUCUCCAAAAACUAUUGGCACCAAAUGUUUAG
This is a messenger RNA of Didymodactylos carnosus, 2963 nucleotides long. The record is from the annotation of a GenBank genome assembly. NCBI's taxonomy places the organism in Eukaryota, Metazoa, Rotifera, Eurotatoria, Philodinida, Philodinidae.